GCGGGCGCGCUCUGGCAGGCCUGGACCGGUGGGUGCUCCCGAUGCCUGGGGGUGGCGCGCAUGACGUCAGCAGCAUCCUGCCCUCGCUGCCUCCCGUACGCCGCCUCGCUGUUGCCAUGGCAACCUCCUCCCCGACGGCAGAGUUGGCCAAGCCCCUUAACUAAUGGGGUGAAGACCUAACAUGGCAACUUUCCUCGCAGCCCAAAAGGCCCAUUCCAUCCUGAAGCGCUUCCCACGGGCCAAUGGCUUCCUGGAAGAAUUCCGCCAGGGCACCAUUGAGCGCGAGUGCGUGGAAGAGGUCUGUAGCUACGAGGAAGUCAAGGAGGUGUUUGAAAACAAGGAGAAGACGAUGGAGUUCUGGAAGGGCUACGCCUACUCCGUCAAAGAUGCCUCAGAUGGGACAGACCGCUCAGACGCUAUGUACGUGGUGGUGCCCCUGCUAGGCGUGGCUUUGCUUAUUAUCAUUGGCCUCUUCAUCAUCUGGCGCUGCCAGCUACAGAAGGUCACGCGCCACCGACCCUCCUACCCCCAGAAUAGGUGCUUGGCCAGCCGAGCAGCUCGCAGCUUGCCCAGGGUGAUGGUGUGCCGGGAGGCCUCCCCCAGCCAGAACGAAGCCCACUGCCAGCGGGACCUAAGUGGCAGAGGGGCUGCCAAUGGUGAGUGGGGGCAGGGGCUGCCCAGUCAGCUGGCCAGGACACUCGGUGACCCUGACCACAUGGCUGCACCCCUGUCUAGACUGUGUGGUGCCACUCCACCCCCCUCGUAUGAAGAAGUGACGGGGCAGCCUGACUGUUGUGGCAGCAGCGGUGCAGAGGAGCCCAACUUGUCUUACAGAGAUCCCCCACCCAAAUAUGAGGAGAUUAUGAGUCCCCUUCGCAUCCCUAGGAAGUAACGGCCCCCCAGAUACUCUCGGCCAGGUGAUGCCAUCACAGAAAAGCCUUACCCUCCAUCCUCACCAAGUGCUCCAGAGGUGGCCAGCCAUCCACACCCUUCACCCCUUCUGCUGGGAAGUUGCAGGACCCUCAGCUUGAACGGUUCUGGUUGGUGGGAAGUCACGAGAAGCAAGGCUGUACUGUGUCCCGGGGGUCCCCGAGGGCUUUAUGGGAAGCACGUUGAACAGCUGUUUGGGUGGUGCCACGGGAAGGAGGCUGGGCCCUACUGCACCCCCAUCCUGCUGCAAGGAAAGGCUGCUGCGGCGUCCAGGACGGGGCAUUCAGCACCCUUAAUUUCCACCCUUUGAACUUGCUUCCGCCAAGAUCUUGGCUGCAGCCAGCGCUGAUGGCAGACAGGGUGGGGUGGGGGCUGUACUGCUCCUUCUGCCCACCUGGGAUAUUUCUGGCAUGGUAGGGAGGAGGAGGGCAGAUAUUCCUUCUUGGUGUGUGUCUGGCCUGGGAAAAUAUCACCCCUUCUUUUCUGCUCGGCUCACUUUCUCUUUCUACCCAGCACUGCUUUGUUCAGCCAAAGGGGGGGAAAACCCCACCUCCACGCUGGCUGCCCCCGUUGAAUGCUUUCUUUGUCUGCGGAUUAAGCCUUUGUGUGCAGCCUCCUUCUCCAGAGAGAAGUAGCCCAAAGCAAAACUGAGUUACUGUGUUCACAAAGCCAAUGCAUUGAUGAUUGCCAUUUUCUGAUGUAUCUGUUGUGCUGGAAGGGUGUGUGUCUGUGUCUGUGCAUGUAACCUCCGUGUGCCGAAGGACAGAGAAGAAGGAUCGGCUCUUCUUCGUCUCUCUUGCCUGCUGGAAGGCACAAGGUCCUCUCUUUCCCCUUUGCUGUCUUGUGAGGUCUUAUCUCCCUCCCUCUCCUCUCCCUUCUGGAAAUACAUCAGGACAUUUUCUGGGCCCCCAGGCUCAUCCCACUGGGCCAGUCUGUGUCUUCCUCUCCUUGAGGCUGCCUGAAAGUAGACACUGGGAGCAGCCCCCUGCCAGGGAAGACUCUGGAUGGACAUCUCUGCUGGGGACCCCUUCUGCCUGCAGCAGCAUUUCUUCCCCAGGCAGGAUCCGUGCCUGACCUCCAGGUCACUCGCACUGAAUGUUCUGCCCCCGCGGUAGAGCCCUUUCCCUUCGGCACCUUCUUUGGGGCCUUUUUCCUGCUGAAUCGGGGGACAUCCUGCUCCUCCCUUGCCUUCAGUGCUCUGCGCCCCAUAACCUUGGCUGCUUUCCGUGCGGCCCUCUUCCGUCACUGGGGUCCCCUGGAGAGGGACACGGGGGCUGGCACUCAGCCCAGGCUGCAGAGGCCCACCUGCAGGAACGCUUGUCUCCCUGCCAGAAGGAGCAGCUGCUUGAUGGUCACUUCCCUGGACGAAGCACACACACACACUCACUUCUUUCUCAAUGGUGCUAAUGCAUAGCCAGGUGUUCCCUCCUCGUGUGACACUCUGUGUGCUGCUUUACUGUAUUUAUACAUUUUGUUUAAACUGAAAGAAACUUCAUUUAUCAUGGGUACUAGAUUGUUUCUUGCACUGUGUCAAGACCAGGUCACGGUUCUGAUGCAAGCUGAUCAACCAACCACAAAUUCACUGUGGACAGUGGCGAAAUGUAAAAAAAAAAAAAAAAAAAAAACCAAGCAUUGUAAGUAACUCUUCUUCUCCCUUCACUGCCUGCCUCACAGUGAGAAAAAGAGCUGCCAUCAUGGCAUCAACAACCCCGAGCCAAGGGAGACUCAUGGGAGAGCUCCCUUUCAAGGCCACGAGGGCAUGGGGGCAGGCAGACGGGUCUCCGUGGCAAAGGGCUCUCUCUCAUCAGCAGAGAGGGUUGGCUUCUGACUGGUCUCAGGCUGCUGGUGAGGAUCGGGGUUCUGUGCUGAGGCUCCCACUGAACUCAGAGGAAAGUCAGAUGGAGAACAUCUCACCGAAGAAGGAUCUGAAGGCAAAAUGUGAAGCUGCCCAGCCUGCACCCAGGGAGGAUGGGCAAAGGGCUUUGUGGGAGUGGAUGCUGGGGUGAUUUAACCCACAGAACAGGGUUUGUGCCACUGGUAUGUUUAUAGAUCAGAUCCACUUGUCAUAUUGCCGCAUUUCUACGGUAUCUAAAGUCUUCCUGUACAUUAGCCUUCUCCAGCCUGGUACUCCCUGCCCAAUGUGAUGGACUGCAGGUCCCAUGCUGGGGGGUGGGGGGGCAUUAGGAUUGUACUUUUCCAGCUUGUGGUGGACAUCGGGCUGGAAAAGCCCUUCCCAUAAUGCAGAUGUGAAGGGAGCCAGCAGGUUGCUGGGGCCAGACUCUGCCUCAGGAGUACUUGCGCGAUGGAUGGGCUGACUUCGUGAGAGCGCAGCCUAACAAAAUUGGGCGCCGGUGCAACGCGAGCCUCUGACCCAGCAGCUAAACCCCUUUCAGCCGCCCUGUCCUUGAAGCUCCCUGGAAGAGCGGGCAAGCGGGGCGGAGAGGGAUCCCUGCGCUGGAGGCCUUCGCGCGGCAGGCAGGCAGGCAGGCAAGCAGGCAAGCAAGGCGACC
Molecule: messenger RNA, 3440 nt
Organism: Python bivittatus (Burmese python)
Lineage: Eukaryota; Metazoa; Chordata; Lepidosauria; Squamata; Pythonidae
Gene: PRRG3
Product: proline rich and Gla domain 3
Cellular component (GO): extracellular region
Molecular function (GO): calcium ion binding
Source: RefSeq, a predicted model, not a curated record